Molecule: messenger RNA, 387 nt
Organism: Penicillium antarcticum
Lineage: Eukaryota; Fungi; Ascomycota; Eurotiomycetes; Eurotiales; Aspergillaceae
Exons: 2
Coding region: 1-387 (128 amino acids)
Source: RefSeq, a predicted model, not a curated record
AUGGGAAACAUCUGCUCCCGCAGCUCCAACAAGGACAAUGACCCCUUCACCCAGCCAGGCCGCACGGUUGGCACAAACCCCGCAGACCAGAACCCAUCACCCCGUGCCCCGCUUCCAGCCAAGACAAAUUGGAAAGCAACACCCGGCCGCACCCUCGGCGAGACCAACGCUGGUGGUAGCGAAGCCCCAAGUGAUGAGGCACGUGCCAAUGCAGCAAUUGCUGCACAGAAACGCGCCGACAGUACCGGCACCGGUAAAGGUAAACUAGGCUCGAAAUUAGCCGCACAGAAGGCACAGACGCAUGCGCAGACAUUGGAUCAGGUUAGUCGGACUGAGAGGGCAGCGCGCGAUGCCGAUGGAGCCGAGGCUGCUAGGAGGUGGGAAUGA